GAGCACAGACUGAAAUCCCAGAGGAGGCAGGAAGCAAAUACACUGAGGUUUAUCGGCAGACACACAACAGUUCUGCUGUAGUUUCAUCUAAGGUGAACAUCAUCCCACCAAUGCUGGCAAAUCCAGUAGUAACACCUUCCAAUCCUGCUCACAAUGGCCGUGUGUGCAGCACAUGGGGCAACUUCCACUUCAAGACCUUUGAUGGAGACAUAUUCUUCUUCCCUGGGCUCUGUAAUUAUGUUUUUGCAUCCCACUGCAACGCUCCCUAUGAAGAUUUCAACAUCCAGAUUAGGCGCACAGUGGUGGAAAAUGCUCCAACAAUCAACCGUAUCACCAUGAAACUUGAAGGUGUAGCUGCUGAACUAAAAAAGGACGUUGUCACGAUCAACGGCAACAGAGUUCAGCUGCCAUACAGCCAAUCAGGAAUUACAAUAGAGAAAAGCAGCAUUUAUGUGAAAGUUGCCUGCAAAAUGGGUGUUGUGUUAAUGUGGAAUGAGGACGACAGUAUCCUGCUGGAAUUGAAUGAGAAAUAUGCCAAUCAGACCUGUGGACUUUGUGGGGACUUCAACGGCUUGCCAAUUUACAAUGAGUUCUAUUCAAACAAUAUGAAGAUGACAGCCGUGCAGUUUGGAAAUAUGCAGAAAAUGGAUGGGCCAACAGAACACUGCGAAGACUCCGUGUCUACCCUGCCAGAUAAUUGCACCAUCAAUGAUGACAUAUGCCAGCAAACACUGACCAGCACUGCGUUUGUAGAGUGUAAUGACCUAGUUGAUGUUAGAGAGUACAUUAAGGCUUGCCAAGAUGACCUGUGCCGCUCUGAAGAGUCUAAAAACGCCUCAUGUAUCUGUGACACCCUUUCUGAAUACUCCCGGCAGUGUGCUCAUGCUGGUGGGCAUCCUCUGAACUGGAGAACCUCAAAACUGUGCCCCAAGAAGUGUCCUUACAACAUGGAGUACCAGGAGUGCAACUCCCCCUGCGCUGACACGUGCACCAAUCCCGGACGAUCUCAGUUUUGUGAAGAACACUGCAUGGAUGGUUGCUUCUGUCCCCCAGGGACUGUAUUUGAUGACAUCAACAAUUCUGGCUGCAUUCCCCAGCAGCAGUGCUCCUGUGUUUACAAUGGCAACACCUACGCUACAGGAACUUCUUUUUCAGAGCAGUGCCAAUCCUGUACCUGCAGUGGAGGCCAGUGGAGUUGCCAAGACAUGUCAUGCCCAGGAACGUGUUCAGUAGAGGGAGGUUCACACAUUUCCACGUACGAUAAAAAACAUUACGAUCACCACGGAGACUGCACUUACGUCCUUUCUAAGCACUGUGCAGAUGAAACAUUCACCGUCCUGGCAGAACUACGCAAAUGUGGCGUAACAGACACCGAGACAUGCCUCAAGGCAGUGACCCUCAACAUGAAUAGAGGACAAACUCUCAUCGAGGUCAAAUCUGAUGGUGGCGUGUUUGUGAACUCGAUCUACACCCAGCUGCCUGUCUCAGCAGCUAAUGCCACCAUAUUCACACCUUCCACGUUCUUCAUCAUGGUGCACACAAACUUUGGCCUCCAACUUGAAAUCCAAAUCACACCCAUCAUGCAAGUGUUUGUGCGACUGGAUCCUCUUUUCAAAGACCAGAUGUGUGGUCUCUGUGGAAAUUUCAAUGGUAUCCAAACUGACGACUUCAAGGUCAUAAGUGGAAUAAUUGAAGGAACAGCAACAGCAUUUGCUAAUACGUGGAAAACUCAGGCUUCGUGCCCUAAUAUCCAGCGCAGUUUUGAGAACCCCUGUGCACUCAGCGUUGAUAAUGAAAAAUACGCUCAGCAUUGGUGUGGGCUACUGACUGACAGCAACGGACCUUUUGCUGAUUGUCACUACGCAGUGAAUCCCUCUGUUCACUACACGAACUGCAUGUUUGACACAUGUAACUGUGAAAAUAGCGAGGACUGUCUGUGUGCAGCUCUGUCUUCCUAUGUGAGAGCUUGUGCUGCAAAAGGAAUCCUGCUGCGCGGAUGGAGGACUGACGUCUGCACAAAAUACACCACCUCAUGUCCCAAAUCCCUAAGCUACAGCUACACCAUCUCUUCCUGUCAACCCACUUGUCGGUCUCUGAGUGAGCCCGACGUCACAUGCAACAUCAAGUUUGUCCCUGUGGAUGGCUGCACCUGCACAAAUGGAACCUACAUGGAUGAGAGUGGCAAAUGCGUGCCUGCUAAUGAAUGUCCCUGCUACUUCAGAGGAUCUCCUGUACCAUUUGGAGAAGCUGUCCGUGAAAAUGGGCUUGUAUGCACUUGCAUCCAGGGAAAACUGAACUGCAUUGGAACACCCAAUCCAACUCCAGUCUGUGAAUCUCCCAUGGUCCACUUCGAUUGUAAAAACAUCACGGCAGGAACAACAGGAGCAGAGUGUCAGAAAAGUUGCCAGACUCUGGAUAUGCAAUGCUAUAGCACGCAAUGUGUGUCUGGCUGCGUGUGUCCAGCUGGGCUUGUGCUAGACGGGAAUGGAGGUUGUAUUCCUGAAGAGGAAUGUCCGUGUAUUCACAAUGAAGCCAUGUAUCAGCCUGGGAAAAAGAUCAAUGUUGACUGCAACACUUGUGUAUGCAAGAAUAGGAAAUGGGAAUGCACAGAAGAUCAGUGUCUGGGCACUUGUGCUGUUUAUGGAGAUGGUCAUUAUAGUACCUUUGAUGACAAAAGGUUCAGCUUCAAUGGAAACUGUGAAUACACACUAGUCCAGGAUCACUGUGGCGUGGCCAAUGGGACCUUCAGGGUUGUCACUGAAAACAUCCCCUGUGGCAAUACUGGGACGACUUGCUCAAAAUCUAUCAAAGUUUUCUUAGAGGGCUAUGAACUGAUACUCAGUGAGGAGCAUAUCAGUGUCGUAAAGAGAGGACAAAGUGAUGAGGUGCCAUACGCAGUCCGCUCCAUGGGCAUGUACGUGGUAAUCGAGACCCCAAGUGGACUGAUCCUCAUGUGGGACAAGAAAACCAGCAUCUUCAUCAAGCUCAGCCCUGAUUUUAAGGGCCAGGUCUGUGGCCUCUGUGGAAACUACGAUGGCAACGGCAUCAAUGACUUUACUACAAGGAGUCAGUCUGUGGUGGAGAAUGUCCUGGAGUUUGGGAACAGCUGGAAAGUAUCCUCUACAUGCCCUGAUGCUUAUAGCAUAAAGGACCCAUGUUCUACCAACCCUUACCGCAAGUCCUGGUCAGAGAAGCAGUGCAGCAUCAUCAACAGCAACGUCUUUGCUGCCUGUCAUUCUCAGGUUGAACCGGCAAAAUAUUACCAAGCGUGUGUGACAGACGCUUGUGCGUGUGACUCUGGAGGAGACUGUGAUUGUUUCUGUACGGCAGUAGCCGCCUACGCUCAAGCAUGUAACGAAGUUGGUGUCUGCGUAGCCUGGAGAACCCCGUCAAUCUGUCCACUGUUCUGUGAUUACUACAAUCAACACGGGGAAUGUGAAUGGCACUACAAACCUUGUGGAGCCUCCUGUAUGAAGACCUGUAGAAACCCAAGUGGAAAAUGUCUCAAUAACUUGCCGGGUUUAGAAGGCUGCUACCCUAACUGCCCGCCAGACAAGCCGUAUUUUCAUGAGGACCAGAUGAAGUGCGUUAGUCUCUGUGACUGUUACGAUAAUGAAGAAGGGAAGAUAUACAGAAGGGAUGAGUGUCAUAUAUGUGAAUGCACAUCUGAAGGUUUAGAAUGCAAGUUUGAUGCAAAAGCAUGCCAGUGCAUUUAUGAAGAGAACAGCUAUAAAUACGGUGAACUCAUCUACAACACCACAGAUGGGACCGGAUGGUGUUUCAGCGCAACGUGCGACGUCAAUGGCACAAUAAGCAGAAUAUACCUCUACAUUAUUACUGCAGAUAAGUCAUUAUAG
Apaloderma vittatum (bar-tailed trogon) is the source of this 3857-nucleotide messenger RNA. RefSeq names its product mucin-5AC-like. The annotation marks the transcript as partial. Gene Ontology annotation, molecular function: protein binding. The transcript is spliced from 30 exons. The record is from RefSeq and is a predicted model, not a curated record. Gene Ontology annotation, cellular component: extracellular matrix. NCBI's taxonomy places the organism in Eukaryota, Metazoa, Chordata, Aves, Trogoniformes, Trogonidae.